Marchantia polymorpha subsp. ruderalis is the source of this 1810-nucleotide messenger RNA. The record is from the annotation of a GenBank genome assembly. NCBI's taxonomy places the organism in Eukaryota, Viridiplantae, Streptophyta, Marchantiopsida, Marchantiales, Marchantiaceae.
GGCAAGGUGGAAGUGGGUGCACGAGCUGUUAUACGGUCUCUUCUCUGGGAGAACACAGCCGGUCAAGGCUGUGCUCGAGAUUCACGAGAAAGGAGCCUCUUCGGAGCAAUUCUGCUCGAAGUGUUGUGGCUUCAGCUUCUCGGAGAAGAAGCUGGUAGCGAACUAGAGAUCAAGUUCACAAUUCCGUCGGUGGAUCGGGAAGACUUUUUGAGCGAAUUGAGAGUUCUCACUCUGUCGUCUUGAGACUUUGGAAUUCGACCUCUUUAGUUGCAGAGCCAGAGUUUCGGGAAAGGGUGUAAACUCAUCUGUCAAUACGUCGCGAUGGCAGGUGCAGCAGUUGCAGCUGCUGGGCCAGCGCAGUGGGUUCAAGCAAAUGUCACCGGAAAUGGUCUUGCAGUUCUUACCCUGGAUCGUCCUAAAGCCCUGAAUGCCAUGAAUCUUGAUAUGGACAUCAUCUACAAAAAGUAUCUGGAUGAAUGGGCCACAGAGCCUACCGUGAAAAGUGUGCUCAUACAGAGCAGUUCUGCCCGUGCCUUCUGUGCUGGUGGAGAUAUUAAACAGAUGCACAACCACAACAGUGAUAAUGAAAAUGGAAUAUUCGAAACUGCUCUGAAGGUUUUUGCGGCAGAGUACAGCUUGAUAUGUGAAAUAGCUAACUACAAGAAGCCGUACAUUUCUUUGAUGGAUGGCAUCACCAUGGGGUUUGGAAUUGGCCUCUCGGGUCAUGGUCGUUAUCGAAUCGUUACAGAGAGGACAGUACUGGCAAUGCCCGAAAAUGGUAUUGGAUUGUUUCCUGAUGUUGGCUUCGCUCAUAUUGCGAGCCGAAGUCCUGGAGGAGGUGCUGUUGGCGCAUAUCUCGCUCUGACGGGAGCCAGAAUAAGUAAUCCAGCCGAUGCUCUCUACGUAGGGCUGGCUAGCCAUUACGUCCCUUCACAGGAUCUGCCACCUCUGAAGGAAGCUCUUCUGCAACUAGAUCUAUCAGGUGACGCAUAUCAGAAAGUGGAAGAAUUGCUUGGCAUGUUCAGCAAAACGCCAGAAGAUGAACCCAAGCUCAAAGGCCUUCUAGCCACCAUAGUGUCCUGCUUUGGAAGGAAUCUACCAGUUUCAGGAAUUAUCGAGGCCUUGCAGGCAGAGGAACAAUCAGAAGAUCCCGCAGUGGCGGAGUGGGCAAAAGGAGCACUAGAGGGCAUAAAGAAGGCUGCCCCUCUCAGUCUGGCUGUGACCCAAAGACAUUUCGCAGAUGUUGCAGCAGCUGCUUCCGAUUCUAAAAAUCCUCUUUCCCAGAUUGAAGGAGUGAUGAGGAAGGAGUACUCACUGGGAACUAAAACAAGCAUGCGUCCGGACUUUCUCGAAGGUGUCCGAGCUGUCUUGAUUGACAAGGAUCAGAAUCCGCGUUGGAAACCAGAAGAUAUUAAACAUGUAGACCACCUGGAGUUGGAAGAGGUUCUUUCGCCUUUGGAAGGGCACCCACCUCCUUUCUGAUGAUUACUGGGAUUAAUACUGAGUUAGUUAUUGUGAGAGUAGCGGUCUUCAGUCAGAAAACAGCAGAAAAUUUGGGGUUGUGUACCUUGUUGCCGUGACGUGUCAUCAAAAAAUGGGUUUCGCAGUUAACACAGCUUUCACCUGCCUGUGCUACCCUUGAUUGAGAUUGCUAUGACUACAUAUGAAUCAAGCGACGACAUAAAUAUUCUCGGCAAAAAGGGAAGAGUCGUUGAAGACAUCAAAUGUUUAAACUAAUGGAAUUGUAAGAUAAUUACACAGAUUGAGUAACCCACAUCGUACCACACCGACAUCUGUAUUGGGAUUUUAA